CAAACAAACAUGUUUGAUUCUCACCAUCAUGUGCUUGAUAUGUCGUCUCACAUGUACAAGACUUCCUCUGAGAGUGAUUUGGGAAGGGCCAUAGAUGAAGACUACGAGAGCAAAUCUUGCACAGAGACCACGGACGCUCCUUUCAGUGAUGACAAGGAUCCUAACCAAGGACCCACAAAGAAGGGCUACCACCGCCACACACAGCGCCAAAUACAAGAAAUGGAAGCCUUCUUUAAGCAGUGUCCUCACCCAGAUGACAAGCAAAGAAAAGAGCUGAGCCGUGAGCUGGGGUUAGAACCUUUGCAAAUCAAGUUUUGGUUCCAAAACAAACGCACCCAGAUGAAGGCUCAACAUGAACGACAUGAGAAUUCUAAUUUGAAGGCUGAGAAUGAAAAACUUCAUGCUGAGAACAAUAGGUACAAGGAGGCCCUAAGUAAUGCUACAUGCCCCAAGUGCGGAGGCCCAGUUGCUCUUGGUGAAAUGUCCUUUGACGAGCAGCACUUGAGGAUUGAGAAUGCUCGAUUAAGAGAAGAGAUUGAUAGAAUUUCAUCUCACAGUAACAAUCAUGUGCCUUCCCGCUCGCUUGAUCUUGGUGUUGGAGCACAGUCAAGCAUGGUAGGAGAAAUGUAUGGUGGUAGUGACCUUCUUAGGUCACUCCCAGUUCCUGCUGAUGCUGACAAACCCAUGAUUGUUGAGCUUGCCGUUGCAGCAAUGGAGGAACUAACAAGAUUAGCUCAGGCUGGCGACCCUUUAUGGGUCCCCAGCAACCACAUUACUGAGAUUCUAAAUGAAGAUGAAUACUUGAGGACUUUCCCUAGACGUAUAGGUCCGAAACCAUUGGGCUUAAGAUCUGAAGCUUCAAGGGAAUCCGUGGUGGUUAUCAUGAAUCAUAUCAACCUUGUUGAUAUCUUUAUGGAUGUGAAUAAAUGGUCAACUGCGUUUUGCGGAAUAGUUUCAAGAGCAUUCACACUUGAAGUCCUUUCAACUGGAGUGGCAGGAAACUACAAUGGAGCCUUGCAAGUGAUGUCAGCUGAGUUCCAAGUCCCUUCACCACUUGUUCCUACUCGUGAGAACUAUUUUGUAAGGUACUGUAAGCAGCAUCCAGAUGGGAUAUGGGCGGUGGUUGAUGUUUCCUUGGAUAAUCUGCGACCAAGUACAAUCUCAAGAAGCCGAAGAAGGCCCUCUGGUUGUUUAAUUCAACAAUUGCCAAAUGGUUACUCCAAGGUUACAUGGAUUGAACAUGUAGAAGUGGAUAAUAGAGCGGUGCAUGAUCUAUAUAGACCUUUAGUUAAUUCGAGCAUUGCCUUUGGAGCUAAACGAUGGGUGGCUACAUUAGAUAGACAAUGCGAACGUCUUGCUAGUUCAAUGGCCAGCAUAGUACCAUCAGGGGUCCUUUGUGUGAUAAUCAGUCCUGAGGGAAAGGAACGUAUGCUGAAGCUGACAGAGAGAAUGGUAAUGAGCUUUUGUGCUGGUGUUGGUGCUUCUACAGCACAUGUUUGGACAACGCUAUCAGAAACAGGAUGUGAUGAUGUAAGGGUCAUGACCAGAAAGAGUAUGGAUGACCCAGGCAGUCCCCCCGGUAUAGUGCUCUGUGCUGCUACUUCUUUCUGGCUUCCAGUUCCUCCAAACAGGGUUUUUGAUUUCCUUCGAGAUCAAAACUCAAGAAGUGAGUGGGAUAUUCUCUCCAACGGGGGCCAAGUUCAGGAAUUGGCACACAUAGAAAAUGGUGGUGAUCCAGGCAACUGUGUCUCUUUACUUCGUGUCAAAAGUGCAAAUUCCAACCAAAGUAAUAUGCUGAUACUUCAAGAGAGUUGCACUGAUUGUACUGGCUCAUAUGUAGUUUAUGCUCCUGUCGAUGUUGUUACCAUGAAUGUAGUAUUGAAUGGUGCGGAUCCAGAUUAUGUUGCCCUGUUGCCAUCAGGCUUUGCUAUUCUUCCUGAUGGGCCUGGAUCAAACGAAGGACCAAUACUUGAUGUUGGAUCUGGUGGUUCUCUACUCACUGUUGCAUUUCAGAUAUUAGUUGAUUCAGUUCCAACGGCAAAGCUAUCUCUAGGUUCAGUGGCCACCGUUAACAGUUUAAUUAAGUGCACAGUUGAAAAGAUCAAAGUCGCAGUGAUAAACGAGGGCACCUGA
Gastrolobium bilobum is the source of this 2133-nucleotide messenger RNA. Its product is annotated as homeobox-leucine zipper protein MERISTEM L1-like. The transcript is spliced from 10 exons. Gene Ontology annotation, molecular function: lipid binding; DNA-binding transcription factor activity, RNA polymerase II-specific; DNA binding. Bases 10 to 2133 code for a protein of 707 amino acids. NCBI's taxonomy places the organism in Eukaryota, Viridiplantae, Streptophyta, Magnoliopsida, Fabales, Fabaceae. Gene Ontology annotation, biological process: regulation of DNA-templated transcription. The record is from RefSeq and is a predicted model, not a curated record.